Messenger RNA from Oncorhynchus nerka (sockeye salmon), 1262 nucleotides. RefSeq lists its product as uncharacterized. Gene Ontology annotation, molecular function: ciliary neurotrophic factor receptor binding; cytokine activity. The record is from RefSeq and is a predicted model, not a curated record. Gene Ontology annotation, biological process: negative regulation of neuron apoptotic process; ciliary neurotrophic factor-mediated signaling pathway; immune response. Bases 285 to 962 code for a protein of 225 amino acids. Lineage: Eukaryota; Metazoa; Chordata; Actinopteri; Salmoniformes; Salmonidae. Gene Ontology annotation, cellular component: extracellular region. The transcript is spliced from 3 exons.
UAUGCUGUUUGUAAAUGUAUGUGCUCAAUAUACACAACUGAAUACACCUGCAAUGCAUAUUUGUUGUAGAUAGAUCUGGUAUUCAUUUAGAUUUGACAUCAGAGAAAAUAAUUCAUGUCUGAAAAAAGAAAUUCUGGGGAAAUUGGGUUGCUUCACAAAGAAAGAGCCGAGCACGUCAUUUCCUCCAAUGACAAAUGUGUGGUUUCAGUCUUUUAAAAGGUUUUUCAGGGGAGUGAUCAUGACUAGUUUGUGUCUGACACUUGGCCUAUGUCACUGUAUGAGAGAUGAGUGGUCAUGUAAAGAAUAUGUAUCCUCAGCUGUCCAUAUCACAAGCAGCAAGAACAUUGCUCUCCCUGUUACUGGUGGCUGCCAUUGAUUCAAUGAAUGCUGGAAUAGCAUGUAGAAACCAACAAUGUGAGAGUCACAUACAAAGAAGUUCCAAGCUAACCAGAUUCAUACAUAUGGAAUCUGUGGACCUCUUAAAAAUAUAUGCCAGUCAAGGAGACCUGUCAGAGCUGUUCUGCCAGAUGCCAAUCAACAUUGUUCCUGACCCAAACAUCUCUGGCCUGGACCCCUCAGAGCGGAUGCUGAGCAUCUACUCCCACUGUAAGGCUUUCCUACCACACCUGAAGAGAGUCACUGAGCAACAGAGGGACUUACAGCCACCCUCCAGCCCCCUGCUAAACAACCUCACCACUGCCCAGUACCGCACUAGUGGUCUGGCCAACCAAAUAAACUGCAUUUACCAAACACUCUUUCCAAACCUGCCCAUCCCACUUGAACCUGUAGACGGACCGACGUCAAUACACCCCUCCCAAAACGUGUUCCAACAGAAGGUCUAUGGUUGUGUGGUUCUGAAGAAUUUCAAGGAGCUCCUGUCACAGAUCAGACAUGAACUAAGGACCAUAAAGAACCAAAUGUGCAAAAGUAGGACAUUUGCAUACACAAAUGCACUGUUCUGAGGCCAACUUUCUAUUAUAUUUUAUUUAUUAUUUAUUUGUACACGUGUUCAGAAGUUACGGAAGCUUAUUGCUGCCACUGAAAAAAAACUGUCUGCACAAAUGUUCGACUUUGAAUAACUUAAAUAUAUUUUGUUUGUGUUGAGAAUGAAUUAACUUAACUUGUGUGUUAAAAUUGCCCUGCAGUAUUCUUGUAGACUACUGUGAGAUUUUAAAAUGAAUGUCUUUUGUCAAAUCUGAGUCACUUUAAUAGUUUUGUCCAUUUUAAGUUUUGUGAGCAAAUUAAAAAUAAGUAUUCUCGCA